Messenger RNA from Rotaria sp. Silwood2, 723 nucleotides. The record is from the annotation of a GenBank genome assembly. Lineage: Eukaryota; Metazoa; Rotifera; Eurotatoria; Philodinida; Philodinidae.
AUGCUUAUUGUUGCUUUACUUCUUUUUAGAUUAACUAUGUUGGCAAGUGUUUUGAUCAUACUUUGUUUAUUUCAUCAUCAUAUCAUUGCAUUUAAUGUUAUACCUGAUGAAGGAGAUACAAGAGAAUUAGGCAUACGAUUUAAACAAGCAAUUAAAGAUGCUAUUAAAAAAAUCGAUAAUCUCUCUAUUAGUAUAAAAUCAUUUUUAUUUUUAUGGAAUAAUAAUUUAUUUAUUUAUGUUUAUACGGCUCAUCGUUGUCAUCUAUUACAUGCUAAAUUAUGGGAUAUGGAAAGUAUUGAUGAAUUUACUUUUGUUCUCAAUCGAAUAUAUACUAAAACUCAAUCAUAUGAUAGUCCUCGUAUUGCUAUUAAUUUUACUCAAGGCAGGCGUCUAUUAAAUUUACGAAAAAAAAUUAUUGAACAACAAUAUUUAUUUAUUAGUAAUAUAAAUGAAUAUUCAUUAAUUUAUAAACCAUUGAUAGAUUUUCCAGCAAGAAAUACUUGUUUAAUUAUUGAUAUAAGUAAAGCAACAAAACGUGUAUCAUUAGAAGAAAAAUUUCGUUUAGAACGACGAAGUGAUCAUUAUAUAUGUAAAAUGAAAAUAAAUAGUUGUUAUAAUAACACACGUUGUGGUCAAUAUGGAAAAUGUAAAAAUUUAAUAUCAAAAUAUAUAUGUAUUUGUAAUUUUAUGUAUACUGGUGAACAUUGUGAGAAAUGUAAGUAA